Molecule: messenger RNA, 3409 nt
Organism: Dermochelys coriacea (leatherback sea turtle)
Lineage: Eukaryota; Metazoa; Chordata; Testudines; Dermochelyidae
Gene: FYB1
Product: FYN binding protein 1
Exons: 19
Coding region: 127-2727 (866 amino acids)
Biological process (GO): integrin-mediated signaling pathway; T cell receptor signaling pathway; protein localization to plasma membrane
Cellular component (GO): plasma membrane
Molecular function (GO): protein binding
Source: RefSeq, a predicted model, not a curated record
AAAGGCUGGACAGACCACACAGGCUUUCAAAAAAGGAAGUGCACUCUGAAGGACAGAACAUUUUUGCCUCACAAUAUUGCAAUACAUGCUCUUUACCAGACUUUCAGACACGGAGUUGCUGACACUAUGAAUGGCAAGGCAGAUGUGAAGUCCCUCAUGGCGAAAUUUAACACGGGUAACAACCCAUCAGAGGACUUUUCGGUUAGCAAUCAACCCUUCAAAAUCCCAGGACAACCUUCAUCUUCAGGACUACAGGCAAGGAAAUCUGCACUUGAGAAAUUUACCAGUCCUCCUUCAGGUCCCAAUACCUUUCACAAGUCUGCAUCUCCUAAACCGUCAUUUGGAGUAAAACGUUCUAUUGAAGAUAAAACAGAAAGGGAUCCAAAACCUCCCUAUUUGAAACAUAACCCUGUGGCACACAAGUUCGGGUCUCCGGUUAAUGCAGCUAACAGAGAAGCUGAUGGAAAAGCUGGAGUCCCUAAAUAUCUGGGUCCUAAAGCCACUGAACUGUCAAAAGAAGAACCCAAGCCUGUGUUUCCAAAACCUUCUGUAAACAAGUUCCUUAGCUCUACUGCCCAGGAGAAUGACAUAAAGCCGCCAGGACCUAAGCCCAAUUUUAAUUCUGCACCACAAGACAGUGAGCCAAAACCAGCAUUCCCUAAACUAGCUGGGGUUAAAGAAAAGUUCAUUGCUGCAUCACAAGAAAAUGACCUCAAGCCUCCUUUCCCUAAACCACCCAUUGGGCAAAAACCUUCUCUAAAUCCUGAUGUCUCCCACCACGAAGAUAUUUCCAAUAGACAUGCUUUUCUGACUAAGGGAUCUUCAGGCUCUCUAGGCCCAAGACCAAAAAUACAUUCAUUUAAAUUACCAAAGGAAACAGCAGAAAACAGCAGUAAUGGAACCGAUUCCCCAGAUGGUCAUUUUCCUGCUGUGACUCUGAAAUCUAUUGGUAAUCGGAGCACCCCAAGCUCUCUUGCUUAUGCAGGACAGGUCCCAAAAAACAUUGAGGAAAAGACUGAAGAUAAUAGAUCGGGGGUCGCCAAGAAUAUUUUCCUCAGUAAAAUUAAUCAGGAAGAUUCUGGUCCAACUCCGCCUAAAUUCCUCAAGCCAACUGCCAAGCUUGCUGCAGGAGGACCAUCGGGCGGCUUCUGCGAGAGACAAGAGGGAGACAAGAAUUCUACAACUCCCAAGCGCAAAGCAUUACCUCCAUUAUUUAAAUUGGGCCAGCCUCCCCAAAAGCCCAGCAGACCCCCAACUGUGGAGCUGGAAAGAUUCCGAAAAAAUAGUGCAAGAGACAGUUCUAACAAAGACGCUGUUAAACAGAUCUCCCACUCAGUGCUCUCCUUACCUUUACUUCCACCCUCACAUUCUGCUACACAGAUACCACCACCUCCUCCCUCAGCUUCUCACCCAUCAACACAAGCACCACCAGUUCCUAGCCUACCUCCCAGAAACAUCAAACCCAGCUCUGAUCCCUUAAAUCCAGACAAUGAACAAAGUUACGAUGAUGUUGAAUUUGGUUCAGAUGGUCAUGGAAAUACAGAUGGGGGUCAAGAGAGUGAUGGAGAGACGUAUGAAGAUAUCAAUGACAUCAGAGCCACAUCAAAAGAACAAGAAAAGAAGAGAGAGAAAGAAGAAAAGAAAAAAUUAGAACAAGAGAAGAAAGAACAAAGGGAAAAAGAAAAGAAAGAGCAAGAAAUCAGAAAGAGGUUCAAAUUAUCAGGACCCAUCCAAGUCAUUCAUCAGGCACGAGUUUGCAUGGACUAUAAGGGAGGGAAGAAUGAGCUGACUGUCAAACAGGGUGAUAAUAUUGAAAUCAUCCGUAUUACAGACAACCCUGAAGGGAAGUGGCUGGGCAGGACAACAAAAGGAUAUUAUGGAUACAUUAAAACAAUUGUGGUGGAGAUUGACUAUGAUUCCUUAAAAAGGAAACAAAGACCUUCCAUGAGUGCUUCCCUGAGACGUGUAGACAAUGACCAAGAAGUGUAUGAUGAUGUUGGAGAGCAGGACAGUAUCAGCAGCCAAAGUGGUCGAAGUGGAUCUGGAGUGAUGUUCCCACCUCCUCUCCCUGAUGAAGAAAUUUAUGAUGGAAUUGAUGAUGAAGAUGUUAAUGCUAGGUCUAUAUCACAGGAUGAAGAUAAGAAUGACUCCCGGUCCCGGGGACUUUUGAAGAUGUUAAAGGGAAAAGAUGACAAAAAGAAAAGUGUACGAGAGAAAACAACCAAAGUCAAUGAGGCAGAAGAUAACAGAGGUUCCUUCAUGAAUCCUCCAAUAAAGAUGUUUGGGAAAGAUGCAAGAGACAAUGAUGUUUAUGAUGAUGUAGAAUCAUCCGAAUUCCCUCCUCCACCAAUAGAAAUUGGAUCAUCAUUAAUUAUGAAAUCUCUGAGCCUCGGAAGGGGUAAAUCAGAUGAGAAAGACACACGAAAGCUUAAAAAGAUGGAAAAAGAGGAGAAAGAGUUCAGAAAAAAGUUUAAAUUUGAAGGUGAAAUUAGAGUUCUUUAUUCCACUAUGAUUAUCGCAGAUCUGCCGUCUAAAAAAUGGGGAGCAAAAGACUUACCAGUGAAACCAGGGGAGUCAGUUGAAGUUAUACAAAUCAUAGAUGAUGCCAAGGUCCUGUGUAGGAACAAAGAAGGGAAAUAUGGCUAUGUCCUGAGAAGCAGUUUAAUGGAGAAUGAUGGAGAUAUCUAUGAUGAUAUUGCUGAUGGUUGCAUCUAUGAUAAUGAUUAAUCUUGAAUAUUGUUAAAGUGUGAACUUCAUUGUGGGUACUAUCUCCUCUGGAUUUUCAAUUGGCAUAAAACAUCACCAAAGCUGAUUAGUCACAAGUUAUGGCUAUCAUCAGUGAUUACUCUUCUACAUGUACCAAGUUUUGGUUAACCUAUGUCGAACGUUAGAUCUUUUGGAUUUAUUGCUUUGAAUGGCAUUUCCUCUUUGUCAUGUAUCAGCACAACUAAAAUUUGGGUAAUCUGAAUUGAAAUUAAAGUUUUCAUCACAUGUGUCCUUUCUGCCUCUGCCACAGUCGACUGGUCCAUAUAAAAAUAAUUCAUCAGACAACUUCACCCAAUGCCAAUUCAUGGCUACAAAGGAUAUGUGGGCCAGUAGGCCCUGGUAGCAUGGACUGCCCACUUUGUGGAGGACAGCAUCAUGAAAAGAAAUAUAACUACCAAUGGUAGGCAUCAUUGUUGUGAAAGCAGAAAAUAGAAGUGGGUGGCAGAAAAGCCAAUAUAUCAUUGACUCAAUAUUCCAAUUUUAAUAGUCAGGAUUAAUGUGAUAAACAUGGCCAUGUGCCUCCACUGCUAAAGUUUAUACUGUACCAGUAACAGACUGUAGUUCUCUAAAAUGAUCAUUAAAUGUUUCAUAUGUUAUUUUUGAAUACAUAAUAAUUACACAAUAAUAAACAUAAUUUAUCGGG